UGUCUUUAUUGGUUAAUCUCUUCUAUUAGAAUGAUAGAAUUUCGGAGGAAAACGUCUAAAUAGGGACAGGUAGACUAAAAGUAACAUAGCCUGUGGAAGUGGCUAUACUUGUUGUUUUUAGACUUGGAGAAGAUAUGGGAGGAGCAAAAAAGUUUUCAUCUAGCCAACCUCAAGAAAGUAGCGAAAAUUUAUAAUUUGUAGCCGACCCAAAAUUGUGAGGAUUGGCUGCCAUAAAAUAGGGGCCGGGCUGGGCCUCUACAAAGUCAGUUCGUUUGACACAUCUAGCUAUUCAUUAUGCAAUCAAUGUGGAUCCAAUGCAUGCUUAAGAAAUCACCUUUUGUUCCAGAGUAGCUAAGUAGUAGAAUAGUUCACUCCGAACGACAUUUCAACAUAGUUGAGAUUUUUCCUCAGAUUAUAAAAUUAAGAAUGGUUCAUUUUUCUUUAUUAAUUAAUGUGGGGAAGCAAUAAUGCUGCUUUUAAGGUCGUGGACUUGAUUGCUCAAAUAAUGAUCGUCAACUGUCAUAAAAGGUGAAUAAUGCAGGUAUAACUGGAGUAAGUGUAGAGGGAGAUGUCUUAGUAGUUAAAGAUAUAAUUGAGGCAGAUGGAGUUUCAAUUCCUGAUGACACCAAGCCACAAGAAGCUCAUAUCACAGCAAAUGGAAAACUUGUUCAGACAUAUGAAUGGGCAGAAAAAUGUUUGCAAACUAACUAUUAUGGUACAAAGAGAAUGAUUGAAGCAUUUAUUCCACUCUUAAGGUUGUCCGAUACACCAAGGAUUGUGAAUGUGUCUUCUCUCAUGGGUGCAUUGAAGUUUCAGUCCAAUGAAUGGGCAAAACAAGUGCUAAGCAAUGCAGAAGAACUCACAGAAGAUAAAGUAGAUAAUGUGCUCAACAAGUUUCUUCAAGACUUCAAAGAAAACUCAUUGAAAGUCAAUGGCUGGCCGGAAUAUGUACCUGCAUACAGAUUGUCGAAGUCUGCUAUUAAUGCCUAUACAAGGAUUAUUGCCAAAAAAUACCCUAAUUUCUACAUCAACUGCGUGUGUCCUGGAUAUGUGAAAACUGAUAUAAAUGCCAAUACUGGUUCAUUGACUGUUGAAGAGGGUGCAGAUAGUCUGUUGAAGCUGGCAAUGCUGCCGGAUGGGUGGGCCUCGCCCCCAUCUGGAUUGUUCUUUUCCAGGCAGAAUGUAUCUGCCUUCUGAUAGUUUGGUCCUUUCAAAUAUUAUAUUUCUCGAGUAACUGUAUGGGGUUUGAAUUGAAUAAAGAUUUAUGUAUUCAUGAUAUUGGUAAUGGAUUUCCUACAAAAUUUUAUCCCUAAAAUUAUUUAUUCCC
Olea europaea var. sylvestris is the source of this 1327-nucleotide messenger RNA. Its product is annotated as (+)-neomenthol dehydrogenase-like. Gene Ontology annotation, cellular component: membrane. The transcript has 5 exons. Lineage: Eukaryota; Viridiplantae; Streptophyta; Magnoliopsida; Lamiales; Oleaceae. The record is from RefSeq and is a predicted model, not a curated record. The coding region runs from base 727 to 1197 and encodes 156 amino acids.